UUUCCAUGUUGUGCCGACGCGUGCUAAACCGUAUAAAGAUCUUCUGAUCACAGCAACUCACUACAGUUCACGAUUCAUUCCGUGUAUGUGAAUAAAGCGACACUUUGUAAAAUAUCUAAAACGGCUCUGAUAAAUAGAUGUGAAUGCGUGCCCGACGAUGAAUGAAUGAAAAAGAACGCGCCAGACUGCGUGCAUUUGGCACGAUGACAGUAGAUUACGUGGAACUCUGAAUGCGUAUGAAAUGUUGCUAAAAGCUCGCACUCUCGUGACAGACGCUGGUCGUCUCCGGCGAAUAAAAAAUACCCAAGAGAAUGUCGGAAUGAUCGUAAGAUGGUGACCAAAUGUCUGCUGAUAUUAUUGGCAAUAUUUCUGUCCUGUGUGUAUGUGUCAGGUUUUCCUAAAAAGGUCAUUAUAGCGGGACUAUUUGAUGAAGAUGAAGGAUUCCAAACGAUGUUCGAAUCAUCGGUGAGAGUGAUUAACAAAGAAAGGCAUGAAAACGAAGAACUCUCAAAUGUGUUUUUGGGACCGGAAGCGAUCCAAGUUGAAACAGAUUUGUUCGAGAUAUCAUUGAAAGUAUGCGAGCUGGUAAAAACAGGAAUAGUUGGGAUCUUUGGACCUCAAAAAAAGGUGACCGCAGAGUACGUGCAAAGCAUAUGCGAUACAAUGGAAGUGCCACACAUUUCCGUGCGACAGGAUUCUAGUGAAUCAUUUCAGUCACGUGGAUUAAGUUUGAAUUUCUAUCCGCACGUGAGCUCGUUAUCACAAAUAUACUAUCAACUGGUAAUAGAUUUGAAAUGGAAGAAUUUUGCAAUACUAUACGAAAACACCGACAGUCUUAUUCGCAUGCGUCUUUUGCUGAAACGAUCGGACCCUCACGGCAACUCUGCAUUUAUGUAUCACUUGGGUGACGGACCGAAUUAUAGGACAUUGAUUAAUUGUAUAGCUUGGCAUCGAAUCCUGUGUAGGCAAGCGAUGCAAGAAAUCAAAACAUCAGAUAUAGAGAACAUUAUCAUCGAUUGUUCGUCCGACAUACUCAAUGACGUUCUCAAGCAGGCUCAACAAGUUGGCAUCUUAUCUGAAAAACACAAAGUGAUUGUAACAUCUUUGGAUCUACAAACCUUGGAUUUAGAGCCAUAUCAGUAUUCCGGUGUCAACUUCACCGGCUUGCGCCUGAUUGACCCUGAAGAUCCGAUAGUUAGUCAAACUUUCAACAAGCAUAAGAACGAAUGGGGCUUAGACGAUCCCUCGCAGCUACAAGUUGAACCCGCUCUCAUGUACGACGCGGUACAAUUAUUUGCGAGGGCUUUCAAGCAAUUAAAAGAUGCCAUCAAAGGCGAUGUGAAGGAAUUGCCAUGUGACGGUAGUGUCAGAUGGGAACACGGCCUGAGUUUGAGCAACUUUAUGCGAUCGACUGAAACACAAGGAUUAACGGGCCUCGUAAAAUUUGAUCGAGACGGUUUCCGCAGUAAUAUACAAUUAGAUAUUGUACAUUUGACCGAAAAUGGCUUGAAAAAAAUAGGUGUAUGGAAUAGUACAAAUGGAAAGAACAUUGAUUGGUUGCCAGACACUAAAAAGUCAGAUGUCGAAUUAAACUUGCAAAAUAGAACUUUCAUAGUUUUAAUAUCCCUCACAGCACCGUAUGGCUAUGAGAAGGAAUCAUGGACGACACUGACCGGCAACGAUCGAUACGAAGGUUUCGCUGUUGACUUAAUAGAUAGUAUCAGUCAAAUAUCUAAAUUUAAUUAUACGUUGCAAGUAGAAAAGGACUAUGGCUCAUACAACAAUAGAACCAAAAAAUGGUCGGGCAUGCUUGGAAAAAUUAUAAAUGAUGAAGCAGAUUUUGCCAUUACAGAUCUUACGAUCACUGAGGAAAGACAAAAAGCGGUUGACUUCACAAAUCCAUUUAUGAAUUUAGGUAUUAGCAUUUUGUAUCGCAAAGCUGGCAAACAGUCUCCUAGCCUCUUCUCAUUUUUAUCGCCAUUUUCAAACGAAGUCUGGUCCUAUUUAAUCGGUGUAUAUAUUAUAGUGUCUUUGCUAUUUUUUGUAAUGGGUAGGCUAUGCCCAGCAGAAUGGAACAAUCCUUAUCCUUGUAUCGAAGAACCUGAAGAACUUGAUAAUCAGUUUACAUUUAAGAACGCAUUCUGGUUUGCUAUAGGAGCAAUUAUGCAGCAGGGCUCUGAAAUUGCGCCAAUAGGUAUCUCAACAAGAAUGAUGGCUUCAUUAUGGUGGUUCUUCUGCCUCAUUAUGGUAUCUAGUUACACCGCUAAUCUAGCGGCAUUUCUGACUGUAGAGACUCCUGUACAGGCUUUCGAUAAUGUUGAAGAAUUAGCAAAGCAAAAACAUAUCAAAUAUGGAGCAAAAGAUGGAGGAGCCACGUUGAAGUUUUUCGAACAUAGCGAUCAUUCGACGUACAAGGAUAUGUUCGAGUUCAUGAAGGCAAACAAAGAUGAUGUGCUUCCAAAAGAAAAUGACAUCGGAGUAAACAAGGUCAAAACCGAAAAUUACGCAUUUCUAAUGGAAUCCAGUUCGAUAGAAUAUAUAACGGAACGUGAAUGCAAAGUAGCUAAGGUGGGAGGCCUAUUGGAUGAAAAAGGCUAUGGUAUCGCUAUGAAAAAAGAUUCACCGCAUCGGCCCAAAUUCAACGCUGCACUUUUAAAACUCUCUGAAAGCGGUGGCAUAGCGGACCUGCAAAAGAAAUGGUGGAAAGAGAAACGGGGCGGAGGCAAAUGUAAGGAUGACGGUGGAAGUAAUUCAGCAGAAGAACUUGGUGUAGCUCACGUGGGUGGUGUAUUUCUCGUUCUCACCGUUGGGGUAGCCUUAUCAUGUAUAUACACCAUUUUCGAGUUACUUUGGGAUGUUGCCCAAACAUCCAUUCAAGAAAAUGUGCCUUUCAAAGAAGAAUUGAUAAACGAAUUGAAAUUUAUUAUAAAGUUCAGUGGAUCUAAAUCGACUCGAAGAAGAAAUGGAGCGUCUAGCAAAAGUGAAGAGAACAGCACGAGAGGAUGUACACCCCCGUAUGGUUUUAUACCGACAGUAAUAACAACAUCACCGACCGAUGACAAAUAACAAAGAGACAAAUUUGCACAGAUUUAUUAUUUUGUUGCCACGAUGCUCGAGUAAAAUUAAUAUGAGAGUACACAUCGUAGGCAUUUUAAGGUACUUGCAUUGAACGAGAAAUUUUAAGAGAUAAAAAAUAUUAUACUGAAUAUGCACACAACAUAUAGUUUUCACAAAUAAAAAUUAAUUUUAAAUUGCCA
Molecule: messenger RNA, 3257 nt
Organism: Cataglyphis hispanica
Lineage: Eukaryota; Metazoa; Arthropoda; Insecta; Hymenoptera; Formicidae
Product: glutamate receptor ionotropic, kainate 2-like
Exons: 16
Coding region: 331-3066 (911 amino acids)
Biological process (GO): modulation of chemical synaptic transmission; synaptic transmission, glutamatergic
Cellular component (GO): plasma membrane; postsynaptic membrane
Molecular function (GO): transmitter-gated monoatomic ion channel activity involved in regulation of postsynaptic membrane potential; glutamate-gated receptor activity
Source: RefSeq, a predicted model, not a curated record